Messenger RNA from Penicillium chermesinum, 1275 nucleotides. Its product is annotated as acyl-CoA dehydrogenase. The transcript is spliced from 4 exons. Lineage: Eukaryota; Fungi; Ascomycota; Eurotiomycetes; Eurotiales; Aspergillaceae. Gene Ontology annotation, cellular component: mitochondrion. Gene Ontology annotation, molecular function: flavin adenine dinucleotide binding; acyl-CoA dehydrogenase activity. The record is from RefSeq and is a predicted model, not a curated record. Bases 1 to 1275 code for a protein of 424 amino acids.
AUGGCCUCUAUCGCUCGUGCUCUGCGGCCGCUGUCGCGCACCACCCCAGUUCGUCUGGCCUCCAAGCGCGUAGCUGCUUACCGUCCCAUUGAAAGUGCAUAUGCUUUCUCAACUACUCCUCGCCGGCGGGACGCCGAUCUGGCGGAUCUCGCCCCAACACCCAUCUCCCACCUGUCCGAAACCGAGUCGAUGAUGGCCGACUCGGUCUCCAAGCUUGCGCAGGAGCAAAUCGGCCCCAAGGUCCGCGACAUGGACGAAGCCGAGGCCAUGGACCCAGCGAUCAUUGAAAAGCUCUUCGAGCAGGGCGUUAUGGGUAUCGAGAUUCCAGAGGAGUUCGGCGGAGCUGGCAUGAACUUUACCUCCGCCAUUGUGGCCAUUGAGGAGCUGGCUCGCGUGGACCCCAGCGUCAGUGUCAUGGUCGACGUGCAUAACACUCUCGUCAAUACCCUCAUUUUGCGCUACUGCAACACCCAGGCCCAGCGCAUGUGGCUGCCCAAACUGAGCACCGGCACCCUCGGCUCAUUCUGUCUGUCGGAGCCGGUGUCUGGAUCUGACGCCUUUGCCCUGCAGACCAAGGCUGAGAAGACUGCCGAUGGAUAUAGGAUCAACGGCUCCAAGAUGUGGAUUACCAAUGCCCAGGAAGCUGGUUUCUUCAUCGUUUUUGCCAACUUGGACCCUAGCAAGGGGUACAAGGGUAUCACCGCUUUCGUCGUUGAGAAGGGAACCCCCGGUUUCUCUAUUGCGAAGAAGGAGAAGAAGCUCGGUAUCCGUGCUAGCAGUACUUGUGUGCUCAACUUUGACGAUGUGGAGAUCCCCAAGGCCAACCUAGUCGGUGAAGAGGGACAAGGCUACAAAUAUGCCAUCAAUAUCCUCAAUGAGGGCCGUAUCGGCAUUGCUGCUCAAAUGACUGGGUUAGCCCUUGGAGCAUGGGAGAAUGCCGCCAAAUACGUCUGGAACGACCGCAUGCAGCACCAGAUUGCGCAAGCCUACACCGAGAUUGCCGCCGCGCGAGCUCUUGUCUACAACGCAGCCCGGAAGAAGGAGGCUGGACAGGACUUCGUGAAGGACGCUGCCAUGGCCAAGCUGUAUGCCUCGCAAGUGGCGGGUCGUGUUUCUGGCUCCGCGAUUGAAUGGAUGGGUGGCAUGGGCUUUGUGCGGGAGGGUGUUGCCGAAAAGUACUGGCGUGACAGCAAGAUCGGCGCCAUCUACGAAGGUACUAGCAACAUCCAGCUGCAGACAAUCGCCAAGUUGCUGCAGAAGGAGUACACCAACUAG